Molecule: messenger RNA, 2193 nt
Organism: Cladophialophora psammophila CBS 110553
Lineage: Eukaryota; Fungi; Ascomycota; Eurotiomycetes; Chaetothyriales; Herpotrichiellaceae
Exons: 3
Coding region: 1-2193 (730 amino acids)
Molecular function (GO): ATP hydrolysis activity; ATP binding
Source: RefSeq, a predicted model, not a curated record
AUGCCCAAACCGUCAAAAACAGGCCCAUCUACGUCCUCCUUUCAGGAUGGGACUAUCGUCGUCACUAGCCAGCAAAGCCGUUUCCAUGUAGAUGCUGUGGAUGCACCAACAUCAAAGGAUAUCGAUGUCAAAGAUCUGACGCUCUCCGUCGGAGGGCGAGACUUGUUGGACCACGCUCAUCUGCGAAUUGUGGAAGGCGUGCACUACGUUCUCGCUGGACGGAAUGGGACUGGAAAAAGCUCACUGUUACGAGCAUUAGCGGAACGACGAGUGCCUGGCGUCCCUCGCAAUUUGCGUCUGCUCUUGCUUGGCCAGACACGGGUCAGCUCCGAUGUGUUGGCAGAAUCCGAUGAGACCGAGAGCGACACCCUCAAAGUUCUUGAACAUGUCACAAGAAGUGACCGACGCAGAGAGUGUGCCCUCCAGGAUGCCAACCGCAUGUUCUCUCUCACUGAUGAGAUAGCCCACUCCAAUAAGAUUGUUACAACGGUUCGCUCGCUUCAACUUGAGCAGGCAAAACAAGAGUUGGCUGAAGCGCGGCUUAUAGCAGCGCGACGAAGUGGUGCUCGAGGACUCAGGGCCCGCCAGAUGCUCAUAGAGAGGGAGAAGGAGGUGGAGGAAGCGCAGAAACGCUAUGACGAAGCCGGGAGCGCCGAGGACGAACAAGAAGCUACCAGAAUCGGUCUCGAUAUGCUGGAAGCGACACGCUUGGCAUUGGAGGCCAUGGAUGCUGGUAGCACUGAGGCUCGAGCUCGUACCAUCCUCCUCGGUCUACGCUUCUCCCAGGAACAAAUCGAGAAACCUGUCAAGUCAUUGUCUGGGGGAUGGCAAACACGCUGUGACCUUGCAUGCGCCUUGAUACAGAAGACAGAUGUACUGAUGCUUGACGAGCCCACGAAUUUCCUUGACCUGCCGGCCAUUGUUUGGCUCGAAAGAUACAUCACAAAGUCAUUGGCCGGAACCACGGUGAUCGUUGUUACACACGACCGCGACUUUGCUGAUGCAAUUGCUGACGAGGUACUACUCGUUCGGCUAGCUCCCGCCAAAACAUUGGAGGUUUUCAAAGGCAAUUUGACAGAAUAUGAAUCCGAGAAGCGUCGACAAAUUCGACGCAUGACCAAAAUGGCUGAAGCACAAGAACGGCAGACCGAACACAUGAAAGAGACCAUAGCCAAGAAUGUCAAGGCUGCCAAACGAACGGGAGAUGAUAAGAAGCUGAAACAAGCGGCGUCGCGAAGAAAGAAGCUGGAGGAACGGACCGGGCUCGAGGUUGGCCAACGUGGGGGCAGAUUCAGGCUCAACCGAGACCUUGCGGGAUGGCACAAUUCAAAUCGCGAUGGCAUCGAGAUCCCAGAGUUCGAUCCCCCUGUCACAAUCACGCUGCUGGAGCAGCCAGAAACGUUGCGCCACACCGGACCUCUAUUUAGCUUCGACAGAGUAUCAUACACCUAUCCCAAGUCGGGCGUCUGGACUUUGAAAGACAUUGAUCUGGCCAUGCACCCGGGUGAACGAGUGGGACUGGCAGGUCUGAAUGGGAGUGGAAAAUCGACUCUAGUCAAGCUCUUGAUGGGAGCAGCCACUGGCCAAGAUCCGCGACCAACCAAAGGCACGAUCACCGUGCAUUCCAAGGCCAAAUUCGCCUGCUACUCUCAACACGCAGUCGAAGAACUGGAAACAAUCGGAAAGCAAGAUCCGCAGAGGACAGCUUUGUCUCACUUGAUGAAACUACCGGAUUGGACCGGAGAUGAACAGGCAGCUCGGGGCACAUUGGCCAAACUAGGUCUCCGGGGGAACACUGUGACAGACAUUCCACUUGCAGCUCUCUCUGGAGGACAACGGGUGCGCGUGGCUCUAGCGGAGGUGUUUUGCAACUCUCCUCAUCUGCUCGUCCUGGAUGAAGUAACGACCCAUCUGGACGCGGACACCAUUGACGCGCUGAUCGAAGCCCUCAAACUAUGGCCGGGUGCUCUUCUUGUCAUCACUCACGAUCGUCAUUUUAUGCGAUGUGUGGUGGAUCGAGAGAAGCCAGUGAGGACGGAGGAGGAGGAUGAAAGCAGCGAAGAGUCGGAUUCCGAUGCAGGUACGCCUGGGAUGGUAUACCACGUGCGGAAGGCUGGGCUUCGAAAGCUAGAGAGGGGAAUGCAGCAGUAUGAAGAGAUUGUGGCUAAGACGGUGGACAAGCUUGGUAUCUAG